Microcebus murinus (gray mouse lemur) is the source of this 9649-nucleotide messenger RNA. NCBI's taxonomy places the organism in Eukaryota, Metazoa, Chordata, Mammalia, Primates, Cheirogaleidae. The record is from RefSeq and is a predicted model, not a curated record.
UUUUAUUUUAAGUAAACAUUUUCCUUUUCCUAAUAAGAAUGACUAAAUCUAUAGUGCCUCUAUUGGUUGAUUAGAAUAAAUUUGCACCUCUACUUGGACACAGAGACACUCUCACCUCCCUUGUUCUCUCAACAGGAGAAAUGUUUUUACCUCUGGACAUUUUUGAGGGUUCUUGGAGUCUCUGCAGAGUCCCUGAGCCAGACCCCAUGGUGAAGGCUGCAGGAUCUUCCUUCUGACCCCAGCAGCUCCAGUUGAAUUCUACAAACUCCACCGGACUCCUGCGAAGAGCGGAGUUGUCAGCAAGAAAGCCCCAGGGCUGAGGUCCAGUGGGAACAUGCCAGCCAACAGGGACUCUUCCCAGCCAGGGGUACAUGGCAACACUUAUGAGGUACCAGUGUCAUUUGAGGAUGUGACCGUGGACUUCAGUUGGGAGGAGUGGCAGCAGCUGGACUCUACUCAAAGACGCCUCUACCACGAUGUCAUGCUGGAGAACUACAGCCAUCUGCUGUCAGUGGGGUUUGAAGUUCCCAAGCCAGAGGUCAUUUUCAAGUUGGAGCAAGGAGAGGAGCCAUGGAUGUUGGAGGGGGAAGCCCCACACCAGAGUGGUUCGGAUGGGAAGUUUGGAAUUAAGACCUCACACAAAAGAAUUUCUGGAAAAGCUACAUUUCAUAGUGAAAUAGAGGGUGAUGAUGCAAGAGAUGAUUCAUUUUACUCCAUUUUAGAAGAACUGUGGCAAAAUGAUGAACAGAUAAAGAGAUGCCAGGAAAAACAAAACAAAGCUUUGAGCCAUGGUUCUUUUAUCAAUAAGAAAAUAUUGAAUACAGAAUGGGAUUAUGAACAGAAAGACAUUGGAAAAUUUGUUCAUCCAAGCCCAAAACUCAUUCUUUCACAGAAAAGACCCCUUAAACGUGGCUCAUUUGGGAAGUGUUUUAAGCAUAAUUUGGAUUUACACAUUCAUAAUAAAAACAACGCAACAAAGAACUUUGAUAAAACUAUUGAACAUGGUCAAGUUUUCACCCAGUGCUCUUCUUAUUCUAACCAUGAAAACACACAUAUGGGAGUGAAGUUCUGUGGACGUAAUCAAUGUGGAAAAGCCCUCAGCUUCAAACACUCACUCAGUCAACAUCUGAAAUUUCCUGUUGGGGAAAAAGCAAACACAUAUACUGAAUUAGGGAAGAUCUUUACUCAGAAGUCACACCUCUUUGCACCUCAGAGAAUUCAUGCUGUGGAAAAAGCUCAUGAACUUAGCAAAUGUGUAAAUGUUUUUACACAGAAACCACUACUCAGUAUAUAUCUGAGAAUUCAUAGGGAUGAAAAACUAUAUAUAUGUACUCAAUGUGGGAAGGCCUUCAUACAGAAUUCAGAAUUAAUUGUGCAUGAGCAAACUCAUACUAGAGAAAAACCCUAUAAAUGCAAUGUAUGUGGAAAAUCAUUUUUCCAGGUCUCAUCUCUACUCAGGCAUCAGACAACUCAUACUGGAAAAAAACUCUAUGAAUGCAGUGAAUGUGGGAAAGGCUUCUCUAUGAACUCAGCCCUCAGUAUACAUCAGAAAAUUCAUACUGGAGAGAAACAUCACAAGUGCAGUGAGUGUGGAAAAGCCUUCACCCAAAAAUCAACGCUCAGGAUGCAUCAGAGAAUUCAUACAGGAGAGAGAUCCUAUAUAUGUACUGAAUGUGGGCAGGCCUUCAUCCAGAAGGCACACUUGAUUGCACAUCAAAGAAUUCAUACUGGAGAGAAGCCUUAUGAAUGCAGUGACUGUGGAAAAUCUUUCCCUUCUAAGUCACAACUCCAGAUGCAUAAGCGAAUUCACACAGGAGAGAAACCCUAUAUAUGCACUGAAUGUGGGAAGGCCUUCACCAACAGGUCAAAUCUCAAUACUCACCAGAAGUCUCAUACUGGAGAAAAGUCUUAUAUAUGUGCUGAAUGUGGGAAGGCCUUCACUGACAGAUCAAAUUUCAAUAAACACCAGACCAUUCAUACUGGAGAGAAACCCUACGUUUGUGCUGAUUGUGGGAGGGCCUUCAUCCAGAAGUCAGAGUUAAUUACACAUCAGAGAAUUCACACUACAGAGAAGCCUUAUAAAUGUCCUGACUGUGAGAAAUCCUUCUCCAAGAAACCACAUCUCAAAGUACAUCAGCGAAUUCACACAGGGGAGAAGCCAUAUAUAUGUGCAGAAUGUGGCAAAGCCUUUACUGACAGGUCAAAUUUCAAUAAACACCAGACAAUUCAUACUGGAGAUAAACCCUAUAAAUGCAGUGACUGUGGAAAGGGCUUCACCCAGAAAUCAGUUCUCAGCAUGCAUCGCAAUAUUCAUACAUGAAAGUAACCCUGAUUCUUGAAAACGAGAGAGCCUUAUCAUAGAAAUCAGGUUUAAGUGUAUGUCAGAAAAUUCAUCCAAAACAGAUACUAUAUGAAUAUGUUGUAUAACGAAAAGCAUUCAUCAGGCUAUCUCACCUGAGAUGAGAAAAAAAUGAUUCUGAAGAGACCCUCUAGGAAUGCAUUGAAGGAGGGAGAAUUUCCAUAUUUGCACAGCCUCACAAAAUAUAAUAGAAGUCAUACUGGGGAAAAUGCUACCAAUUUGAUGUGUUAGGAAAAGCCUUCCUAUAGAAAGCAUUAUAAGGCAGAUCAUUACCAAAUUCUUUAUAGGAAGGAGUGUGCAAAAUUAUGUAAAUGAUAGUCAUGUUUAUUAUAUUAUAUUGAGCAAUGCAAAGUGACAACAAAAUGAAAGGUAGAACAACAAAAUAAUUGAAUUGAUGUGUAGACCUACUCUCAGUUCUGUGGGGUAUUUGUGGCAGAACACAUUGCAUAACAGGAGGAAUAAUUUAAUUGAAAUUCUUUUUCAAAUUUAGAAUAAUUGUGUCUGUCAGAUAUGUUUCUUACUGAAUAUUUCUAUCAAAUGAAUCCACAAUUUAAAAGUCACUUUGGUUUUAUAUAUACAUACAGCUUCAGAUAUAAUUUUACAUAAAUACAUAAAUAUCCUAUCAUUUAUGCUGAUUUCCAUGACCUAGUGUUCUUAUUUUCUUUCAUUGUGGUACAAUGCAAAAUAGCCACAGAUUCCUCCCAUUCUUUUAUGCAUGCCUCUUUGCAAUGUUGCUUUGUUGUUUCUCUUGUUAAGAAGUAGCAUCUCUUUCUCUACUUGACUUUGAACUUGGCCAUGUGACUUGCUUUGGCCAAUGGACAUUAGCAAAGGGAUCCAAGAAAAAGCUUGAGAAGUGUGAAAAGCUUGCCUUGAGGCUUGCUCUCUCUUGCUGCUCUCUGGAAUUCUGAGACCUUCAUGUGAAGAAGCUAAGAUUACCCUACUAGGGGAUGAGAAAUCAUCUAGAGCAGAGGCAAUUCAGCCCUCUAUGGCCCCUGUUAGACAUGCCAACUGUUAGACAUGAAAGUGAGGCCUUCCUAGAUCUCUAGCCCCAGCCCAUCCCAUAAGAUCCAUAUCAGGUAUUCCAGCCAACUUACAGAAUUGAGAUAAAUAAAAUUAUUAUAAUUUUAAGCAACUUAAAUUUGGGGGUAGUUUGUUGCACAGCAAAUACUAAGUGAUACUUGAAAGUGUAUAUUUGGGGGAGGUGUUAUUGGACCAAGACAUAAGACACAUGGCAUUAGUUUUGGGCUGUGGCAGCAAGUAGAAACUGGAAAAACAUUGAGGAAAACUGUUAACAAAGGCUAGAAAGAUGGCACCCCAUAUUAUUUAGUAGGAAAAACAGCAAAGCAAUCACCAUGCUUUGUGAGAAGAUAGAGAAUGGACCAAAUGGAUGUGUGAAUCUGGCUAAGGAAAUUUGCAGCAGAAUAUAAGAAAUAUCAAUUUGCUUCUUUUAGCUGCAUAUGAUAAGGUACAGAAAGAGAGAAAUGAACGAAAGAAAUAACUGUUCCAUUGGCAAGCAGAAUUCAGAAGAAAUAUAGAAAAGCCAAGACUUGCUGAGUUGGAAAAUAACUGUUUUACAUCUUUAGUCUCUCUAGCCAUUAGAGAGUAUUCUAUUGGCUCAAGGUAAUUGAGCCAAUAUAAUUGAGAAUAUUCUCAAGGUAAAAAGAGAUAUUCUCAAGGUAAAAAGUGGCCUCAGGGUAAAGAUAUAAUCAUGCGUGUGUCUGUAAGACCAUUUAUUUCAAUGUGUGAAAUAUUUAAGUUGGUGCUUGGGAGACCCUCUCAGCUAAACUUAAGGGCUUCUAAAAAUCUUCAUGACAUUAUCUCACAGUAGCCUGACACACUGCUCAAAGUGGAGAGAGGCCUAUCUUAAAAAGAAUUAUUGAUGUGGCAUUUGGGGCAUGGAGUAGAUCUAAACCAGCUUCAUAGCAAAGAUAGUUUUAAAUAGAGUUUUACCAGUGAAACUACCUCCAGGUUGGACUUAAAGGGACUGAAACAAUUAAAAAUAGAAAGUGGCUUCUGGACUCACUCCCUAAUUUCUAUGAAUGGAUGCAAGCUGAGAAAGUUAUUCAGCUACAAAAUGGGCCAUUUCGUAUGGGAAGUGAAGAAUGUCUCAGAGGAAAGACCCAAGAAUAAUAUAUUAAAAUGGACUGGGGAGCCAUUCCUAGGGAGAACUGUGCCCUAAUGAAGAAACAUUAUCUGCCCCUCGAGCUGGAGGAACUGAUAAUAUUUGCUAUGUAGGAUUUCAGAAUUGCUAUGGAGCAGUGACUGAUAUGUGUCUCUUGGUCCUCCUCUUUUUGAAUGGGAGUAUCUAUUGCAAUUAUCCUGUCACUAUCUCACCAUUGUAUAUAUAUAUUGUGUGUGUUGGGGGGGCAUAUAACCCAUCAUUUAGCUCACAGGUAUCUGGAUCAAGAAACUUAAAAAUUAUACUCAAGGAGCCUCAGCCACAUCUGGACCUGAUACAGAAGAUUUGAGAUCCUGGAGUUGAGCUUGAUGCCACAAUUUUGGAUGAGGCAUAUGGAGGUCCAGGAAUGGGAGUGAACAUAUUUUGCAUGGGGUGGUAAUGUGAAUAAUUUGUGACCAGAGGACACAUUGUUAGAUAGAAAAAUGCUACAGAUUUUUUUCAUCCCCAUGUGUGUGUCCCUUUUAAGCCUUUAUUUCUCUUUGUGUUUCAGUUGGGAUAAUUUUCAUAGAUCUAUCUUCAAGUUCACUGAUUUUUGUCCCCAACCUGGCUCUGUCAAGUCUACUGAUGAACCCAUUGAAGACAUUCAUCAUCUCAGUUAUGUUUUAUUUUUUAUUUUUAAUAUUUCUCUUUGACGCUUAUGGUUUUCACAUUUCUACUGAAAUUCCCCAUCUGUUCAUGCAUGUUGUUUGUGUUUCCCACUCUACCCUUUGUCUUAGUCAAUUUGGGCUGCUAUAAUAAAAAUACCACAGACAACAGAAAUUUAUUCCUCACAGUUCUGGAGACUGGAAGUCUGAGAUCAGAUGCCAGUAUGGUCAGGUUCAGGUGAGAGCCCUCUUCCAGGUUGCAGAGGACCAACUUCCUGUAUUCUCUCAUGGCUAGAGCUAAAGAGCUCUCUGGGAUCCCCUUUAUGAGGGCACUAAUUCCAUUCAUGAGGGCUCAACCUCCAUGACCUAACUACCUCUCAAAGGCUCUACCUCCUAAUACCAUCACAUUGAGGGUUAGGAUUUUAACAUAUGAAUUUUGGAGGGACACAGACAUUGAGCGCAUAACACCCUCUAACAUAUUAAUCAUAGUUGUGUUAAAUUACCUGUUUGGUAGUUCCAACUACUAGGUCAACUGAAGCUGAGUCUAUUGGUUGCUUUGUCUCUUGAUGGUGCAUCAUUUUCUCUUGCUGUUUUGCAUCUAAUGAUUUUGGCUGAAUGUCAGAUGUAUGUAGGACAGUAUUUAUUCCUGAAAAUACACAUAGCUGCCCUUCUGAUAGGCUAUUAGCAUGGGAGGAUUGAGUCCAUAUAGGUGGGCUGGGUUUGAGUUUUUUUGUUGCCAUCGUUACCUUCAGUGUGCCAUAGACUUCAAGGUCCUCUAAUGUUAUCUUGAGUUGGGCUCUUAUUUUGUGUUUGGAGUAGCUACUGGUUUGCCCAGAGAAUUUUUCUCAAUGUUCCUGAACCAUACUUACCUUUAGGCAUCUCCUGUGUGCCUGCAUCUCAGGGAGGGUGUCUCUCCAUGCUCUUGCCUCUACCUUAGUAGUAAACUGCUGUUACUGCUUGGUUCUUACUGACCUGGUGAGUGAGAGGCAGGGGUUGUCUUGAGCCAGCCUCAGUUUUUGUCAGGCCCUAUCUGUGGGUCUUAAGGGUGAGGUUAUUUUCAGUGAUCCUGCCCCUCAUCCUCUGAUAGAAGACUUAAUUGUCUGGGCCUAGGAUGGUUUCCUGCCCUUCUAUCAUGGGUGGAAGAUCUUUUUUUACCCCUUUCCUUUUCUCUAGUCACAGAUCUCUACCUGUGUCCUGAGGGCAACAGGGUGUGUUGCACUUCCCCCAGUGGCGUAAGGCUUUUGUUCUAUAGGGGAUUCGUGUUCUAUUGGGGUUUUGUGCCAUUUUUGUAUUAGUAGCUGCCCCUUUAUAGGCACGUGUCAUGGAGGGAGGCAUUCUCCAGUCUCCUGCCCUGCCCCCAGUGUUUCUUGUGAGCAUUCAGUGGAGGUCUGUGGAGAAAAGCCUGCAGGUGAAAGCCAACUACUCUUAAGUCUACAGGUCUCAGGGGUCUCUCAUUCUCGGUCUUUAGCAAUUCAUUAAAACUUCUUGCUGAAUGCUUACUGUUUGUAUAGUGGCCCUAUCUUCCUUACUGCUCUGCCACAUAUGACCCAGUGAUAACUUCCUGUCUCCUUUGAGGCACUUGUCUUCUCUAAUAUUUUCAGCUAGUUGACUACUUUGUGAUCUUAGCUCUUUGAUGGGUUCAAAAAAGUUCUAAUUUUUUUAGAUUGCGUAGCUUUUUACAUGUUAUAAGGAUGGGAGCAGUGUUCUUUCUAGAUGUCUACAUCCUAGGAAGAAGCUAGAAGAGAAGUCUGGGCAGUCUCUAUUGGCCCCUACUAUCUGAAUAUAUGCCCCUUUUCAGUGUGACUUUGCCACUACACCAAUCAAGAUGUGGAAUAUGUUUCUUCAGUCCUUGAAACUGGACUUAGCUAUUUCUUUGGCCAGUGGGACAUUAACAACUAUGACACAAGCAGAUGCUUGACAAAUGCUUGCACAAUGAGGUUUGCCCACUCUUGCUUCUCUUUGUAAUCCUGACCCCAUGUGUGAGAAAACCUAAACUGUGCUGUUGGAAGAUGAGAGACCACAUGGAGCAGUGAUGGAGCAGAGACUAGCCAUCCCAGUUGAGGCACUGUAUACCACCCAUAUUUUCAACUGACAUUCAACAAGACAUGUGAAUGAAGCCAUCCUGGCCAUCCAACCUUGGUCAAAGGAACUGUGGUUGGCAGCUUCUGAAAUGACCCUGAAUGUCACUACCUCCUGGUAUUCACACUCUUAUAUAAUCCCCUUCCCUUGAGUUUAGGCUGGAAUUAGUGACUUUGUUCUAAUGAAUAGAAUGAGGCAGGGGUAAUAGGAUGUUACUCCCAAGAUUAGGUUACCAAAAAGACUGUGGCUUCCAUUUUGGAUGCUUGCUUACUCUCUCAGAUGGUUCACCCUAGGGGAAAACUGCUGCUACAUCAUGAGGCAGCCCUGUGGAAAGGCCCAUAUGGGUGAACUUGGAAGCAUAUCCUCCUCUAGUCUAGCCUUCAGAUGAGACCACAGCCAGAUAGCUUGACUGUAACCUCUUGAGAGACCUUCAGCCAGAGUCAUCCUUCUGAGCUACAGAAUGCCUGACCCAUAGAAACAGUGAGAUAUUAAAUGUUUGUUAUUUUAAGCUGCUAAAUUUUAGGAUAAUUCUUUAUGCAGUAAUAGGUUAGUAAUAUACUGGCCCAGACUAGGAAAGCUCUGCCAUUCAUCCCACCUAUUCCAAACAACUAACAGAAUAAUGUUCAUUGUUUUAAGUCACUAAGUUUUUGGGGGGGCUUAAAGCCCAGAAAAAGCUAACUGAUAAAUUCAUUAUUUAAUGAAUUUCCUCCUCCAACUCUUUUUUCCCCAACAGAUAACCAAUACUAAUCAAUUACUGUGAGCACUCUCAUGUUUUAAUCUAUGCUUAUAAUCAUGUAUGGACAUAUAUUUGUUACCAUGCUUAAAAUCAGUUAGAAGCUAUAUAAGGAUUGUUUCCUUUGAUUUUCAAAAAUGGGAUCAUAGCAUGCAACCAUCUCUGCAUCUUGGUAUUACUCAACAAUAUCCCUUUUGAAUGGUUGCAUGAUAGUUCAUGGGGUAAAUAUGCAAUAAUUUAUUAAAGUAUUUGUAUUAUUAAAAUUUAUUCACCCCAUUUUCAACUUCUUUUGUCACUAGGAACAAUGCUGUUAAAAAUAUUAAAAGGUAGCUUGCAUAGUAGUUAGGUAGAUAGGCUCAAGAACCAGUUAGCCAGGGUUUCAAUCCUGGCUCUACUAUUUCCUACCUAUGUGACUUUGGGUUAGUUAAACUCUGUCUUAACUUUUUUUAGCUAUAAAAGAUGUUGACAUGAGUACCUACGCCAUAGAUUUGACUGAGAAGUGUAUUGGUUUCCUAGGGCUACUGUAACAAAGUACCACAAAUUGGGCAGCCUAAAACAGCAGAAAUUUACCAACUCACAGUUCUGGAGGCUAGAAGUCCAAAUUAAGGUGUCAGCAGAGUCAGGCUCCCUCUGAAGGUGCUAGGGAAAGAACUAUUGCAUGCCUCUCUACUAGCUUCUGGUAGCCUUAGGUGCUACCUGGCUUGUAGACUCAUCACUCCUGUCACAUGGCUGUUUUCUCCUGGUGUGUCUUCACAUCAUGUUCCCUCUGCAUAUUUGUCUCUAUUUCUAAAUUUACCCUUUUAUGAGGACACCAGUUAUGUUGGGUUAGGGCUUACCAUUAUGACCUCAUUUUAACUUCAUUACCUCUGUAAAUACUCUGUUUCCAAAUCAGGCCACAUUCUGAGGUUCUGGGGAUUAGGAUUUUCACAUAUCUUUUGGAGAGGACAUAAUUCAACCCAUAACAAGGAAGUAAUGCAUUUUGUGUAAAGCAUUUGGAACUAUGCAUGGAGAGAAGUUCUUAAUGAAUAUUAAACAUACUCCACUUCCUGAGCCUGAGUAGGUCCACCUAUAACUCUCCGUGCUUGGGACAGAGGUGGGAUUUGAGAGUUUAUCUGUGGCAUCUUAGUCUCAUCCAACUAUCUAAGGAAAAUUGAUGGGGUAACAGGAAAAGCAGGCGUGGGACCAAAGCUUGUGGUACCAACAUUUGAAGACCGGGUCAAAGAAGGAAUAUCUAUAUAGGAUCAUGGGAAGAAGCAGCCAGAGGGCAAAACAUACCAGGUGAGCAAGGGGCUCACAGAAGACAUAGGGUUUCCAAGGAGUGUUUCAGUGGAGGACUUGUCCAAAUUGAAGGUCAGUUCACAUGAGGGUAGAAAACUGGUUCUUGAUUUUGUGACAAGGAGAUCAUCAUUGACUUUGAUGAAAGCUAUUUUGGAAAUGAAUUUAAAGGAGUUUAAAUUCAGAGAAAACCUGAAGGAAUUUCUGAAUUCAGAUAAUGUUAUUUCACCAUAAAGCAACUUUUCUGAUAGAAAAAUGUCAGGCCAUUGGGCUGGAUUGUUCUGUUGAUGUCUGGGUUAUACUGAGAAAUGAGAGUUGGCCAAAAGUAGAAAUUACAUGAUAUUUGGAAGGUCAAAGGGAAGGAUCAAGCAUUACUUUUAAAAGUCUUUGAGCCGGGCACGGUGGCUCACGCCUGUAAUCCUAGCUCUCUGGGAGGCUGA